Messenger RNA from Metarhizium brunneum ARSEF 3297, 1935 nucleotides. The record is from RefSeq and is a predicted model, not a curated record. NCBI's taxonomy places the organism in Eukaryota, Fungi, Ascomycota, Sordariomycetes, Hypocreales, Clavicipitaceae.
AUGGCCACCAAUACUGCUCCUAGCUCUCAUGGGCAACAGGUUACCGGCUUGUGUUCGCCCCGGUUGAUUGUUGCCCGGGUUGACGACAACGAAGACACUAUGGACAGAUCACGCCCGAGUCUGCCAAGUAGCUUUCCUAUGAGACAGCAUAAACGAACCCCUAGCGCGCAUAGGGAAAUAAAGGAAACUUUGGAUGCUCGUGUUGAGUUCACCAGUGAUGAGGCUGACGGAAGGACAUAUCACCGCAUCAACCAAUAUGUUAUCGUGGAAGAAAUUGGAAGGGGUUCGUACGGCGCUGUGCACCGUGCUACCGAUCAGUUUGGCACCGAGUUUGCUGUCAAGGAAUUCUCGAAAAGUCGACUGAGGAAACGAGCACAGUCUCAUAUCCUUCGUCUUGGUCCGCAGAGCUCGCCUGGUCAAUAUCUUCCACGUCCUCGUAGAGCUUGUGGGCCAUUAUCACCACAACUGACAGGAUUGCGGGCCGGCGAGGAGAAUGAUGCUUUGUUCCUGAUUCGAGAGGAGAUUGCCAUCAUGAAAAAGCUCAACCAUCCGAACCUGGUUCAAUUGAUUGAAGUCUUGGACGAUCCCGAAGAAGACUCCUUGUACAUGGUAAUGGAAAUGUGCAAGAAGGGCGUCAUUAUGACAGUAGGCUUGGACGAGAACGCUGACCCAUACAACGAUGAGUCUUGCCGCCACUGGUUCCGGGAUCUGCUCUUGGGCAUCGAAUACUUGCAUGCUCAGGGGGUCGUUCAUCGAGACAUCAAGCCUGAUAACUUGUUGCUCUCGGAUGAUGAAGUUCUAAAGAUUGUGGAUUUUGGUGUUUCGGAAAUGUUUGACAAGCCCGAAAACAUGAGAAUAUCCAAAUCCGCAGGGUCACCCGCAUUUAUGCCACCAGAGCUAUGUGGCAAACACCAGGAAGUCUCUGGUAAAGCAGCUGAUAUUUGGUCUAUGGGUGUUACUCUCUAUUGCCUUAAAUACGGCAAGAUACCGUUCAACCGCCCAACAGUCCUAGAAAUCUACGAGGCUAUAAAAUCAGACGAUACCUGUAUUCCUGAUGGCGAGGAUCCCGCAUUUGUGGACCUGAUGACGGUUAUCCUGGAGAAGGACCCCGAAAAACGGAUAACAAUGUCCCAAUUGAGAGAACACCCAUGGGUGACAAAAGGAGGGUGUGAUCCUCUUUUGUCUGCCGAAGAUAACUGCGAGCAUAUUAUUGAGCCUCCCAAUGAGCUUGAGCUGAACCGAGCCUUCACCAGGAAAAUGAACCAUCUUCUAUCCAUGAUGAAGGCAAUCCACAAAUUUAGGACUCUGCUGGCGAGAAUUCGGGCCAGGAACAACACUGGCGUGGUUGGCUCCUCUACGUCACUUCAGCGUCUUAUGUCAGAAGAUGAGUCAUUCAAUGCCGCCGACGAGAGAGCCAAAGCAGAAGAAAUUGAGGCUCUUUUGGCCCGUCGUCGGCAUUUGCUCAGCCAGCAGGCUGAAGAUGCAGAUAAAGGUCACGCUCGAGAGAUUGGCGAACAAGAGCCUCUGCUUCUUGGCAUCGGCACUGGCGCACGAGAUGCUUUUGCCUGGGACGAGGCUACUCCAGAUGUAGUGGCCGACUCUCCGACCGCGGUUGAUUUCGAUGUAUACGACCGUGCCUACGAAGAGGCCAUUAAACGGGGAAUGGAGGCCAGGCCGUCCAAGAAACCCACCAUGUACUUGACCAAGCUCGUCAAAGAAACGGACUACUUCAAAAAAAUAGAAAAUCUGGUAGGAGGGACCGUGCCAUCACCGCCCAGUCCGAAAACAGAGGUAAAGAAAGCUACCCAUGUCUUAAGGGAUAGGUUGCCUUCGGAGCCGAGGGCCAAAUUGGCCGAAAUUAUCGACAAAGUUGCGUUGUCCACCCCUGAGACAGAGAAAGAUAUGGAGCAACCUGGGCUAGAACGCCAAACGUAA